This is a messenger RNA of Sapajus apella (tufted capuchin), 1325 nucleotides long. RefSeq names its product cysteine rich protein 3 (gene CRIP3). Bases 309 to 983 code for a protein of 224 amino acids. Lineage: Eukaryota; Metazoa; Chordata; Mammalia; Primates; Cebidae. The record is from RefSeq and is a predicted model, not a curated record. The transcript has 8 exons.
CUGAGGUGGACUUACCUAUUUGUAGUAUUUGUUAAAAUAUCAUUUUAGAGAUUUUAGUCACACCAAUUAUUCUUCAAAACAUCCACUGUCAGUAACUGAAAUGUAUUCCUACAAGAAAUGUUAAUUUUCCCUGUUAUCAUUCUUUACAUAGCGUCUAUUUGACUCAAUAAUGGAAGCCAGGCAAGGAAGAAAAGUGCAAUACUAUAAUUUGCUGUACCUGCAAAUGUAUAGUGCAAAUGUUUGGAAGGGUGGAGCCUCAACUAGUCUUUCCUAAGCACUGAAAUAGAAGAGAUGAAGCAUAUUGUGAGAUGAUGCUAUACAAGGCCCUACAAGAUGUGGGGAGCCGUAAAGCAUUUGCCCCAGUGACUCAUUGCAAGCUGCAUGAAAGCAACACGGGACUCACACCCCAAGCUGAGAAGGUGAGCUCCCUCGGCAAGAACUGGCACCGCUUCUGCCUGAAAUGUGAGCACUGCCACAGCGUCCUGUCCCCUGGCGGGCAUGCAGAGCACAACGGGAGGCCAUACUGCCACAAGCCAUGCUAUGGGGCUCUCUUUGGACCCAGGGGGGUGAACAUUGGUGGUGUGGGCUCCUACUUGUACAAUCCCCCGACUCCCAGCCCUGGCAGCACCACUCCUCUCAGCCCCAGCAGCUUCAGCCCUCCCAGGCCAAGGACUGGCCGCCCUCAAGGCAAGAAAAGCCUUCCGCAUAUGAAGACAUUCACUGGGGAGACGUCGCUGUGCCCUGGCUGUGGGGAACCUGUCUAUUUUGCUGAGAAGGUGAUGUCAUUAGGGAGAAAUUGGCACCGACCCUGUCUGAGGUGUCAGCGUUGCCGCAAGACCCUGACUGCUGGGAGUCAUGCUGAGCAUGAUGGAGUCCCCUACUGCCACAUCCCCUGUUACGGCUACCUGUUUGGCCCCAAAGGUGUGAACAUUGGCGAUGUGGGCUGCUACAUCUAUGACCCAGUGGAGAUAAAAUUGAAUUGAGACGCUCACAGAAAAGGUCACCCUAACUCAUCAUUCUUCUCAUCAUUCCCCUCAUGGUCCAAUGGGAGCUACAGAAAUCUCCAGUCCCAUGCAGGUUGGGGAAAGUGGGAUCCUGGGGGCCUGGUCAGAGGCUCCAUGGUAGGCCAGAGUCUACACUUUCUCUGCCAAUUUUUCCCUUUCCCAUUUCUAUCUGGUUAGGGAAUAGCUCGUUUUGAAGGGUAUCCUCCUCCUGGCCAUCCCAACCCUUUUCCCCAGCAAAUUCUGGAGCUUCAAGGUACUCAUAAAACUUGUGUUUAUUGAAUUUCAGCCUCUCUGGUGUCUCCAAUAAAAUAUUGGCUCCCA